This is a messenger RNA of Oenanthe melanoleuca, 2712 nucleotides long. RefSeq names its product natriuretic peptides A-like. The record is from RefSeq and is a predicted model, not a curated record. Lineage: Eukaryota; Metazoa; Chordata; Aves; Passeriformes; Muscicapidae. The transcript has 2 exons. Gene Ontology annotation, biological process: negative regulation of systemic arterial blood pressure; neuropeptide signaling pathway; receptor guanylyl cyclase signaling pathway. Gene Ontology annotation, cellular component: nucleus; cytoplasm; extracellular region. Gene Ontology annotation, molecular function: hormone receptor binding; hormone activity. Bases 1996 to 2415 code for a protein of 139 amino acids.
GGAAAACUCAGAGCAAGCUACAAAAUGUUUUUGUACAGAGAGAGCACUAGAGAAUACUUAGUUUGUGGGAGGGUGUGAAAUGAAGGAAACAAGAAAUACAACAACAACAGAUUCUAAUUAUCUUAAAUUGGACACUCAAAAUCAAUGAAUAAUUCUGGUUUGUCUUCUCCAGCUUUUGCAGUUUACAAAACAAAGUAGCACCUUGGCACAAACACACACAAUCAAGAGCAGCACAAAGAGAAUACUUGUAACUAAUUAAUAAAUUAUACAGACACUGCAGUACAGAGUGUUAAUUUUUAAAAGAAGCUAUCAGGAUGUUAGUUCUUUUUUAAAAGCACUAAAUAAGAAAGUGUGGGAGCACACAAUAAUAGAAAAAACUAGUAUUGCCUCCAUGCUCUGAAAAAAUAGAGCAUUGAGGAAAAAUAGAGAGAGCUCUUAUAAUAAAGGGCUUUGUCAGAACAUAGAGUUGGGCUGACUUUGGGCUGCAUUAGGAAAAAGUAGCGUGACUUCACAACCUUGAGAAUGUCCUUUCUAGUAUAAUUUUGGUAGCUGAUCAUGUGAAGAGUACAUGGACAUGUUUGUACAUAAACAACACAUUAAGACAUUUAAGACAUGGGAAAAAUUUUAUCAUUCUACUAUUAUUAUUUUGAAAGUGUACUCAGGAGAUUCUGUCAAGAUCUAUGUUCAUAUGAAGAGUCAACAAAGUAUUACUAGACUGACAUUCAACUUACUCAUACAGUUGUUUCAAUUUAAAAUAACAAGAAACUUUAGGAAAAUGAAAAAAAAACCAUUGCUUCAUGAUUUAGAACUCUUUUGUAUUUCUAUUAUACUAUAUGGAAAAAAUGGAAGAGAAAUUUGAAGCAUUACUGUACUUUUGUAAUUGCUCAUUUAAGAAUAGGCAGUUUCUAGCUAAUUUUAAGCACUUAAAGAAACAAAUAAUUUUUUUUUUUCUUUAAUAUAUUAAAUUAAAGAUUUUGUUUUAACUCCUCACAAAACACACAUGUCAACAAAUCCAUCCAUUCUUUCUUUGGGACAGAUUCUUACACCUUUCUGAAUAACACCAAGAUCUAUCUAUUUAAGUUCUCAUCGAACAAGUUUCUUUCUUGUAUGAUGGUAAAAGAAGAUUAUUGCUGAAUCUGGCUGCCUGUUCUUUAAAUUUUAUUGAUGCAGGGGCAAGCCUUACCAUCAAUGCUUAAGGAAAUCCCAUUAUUUAAAGGUUUGGCUGUCAGUAAACAUUAGUUUUUCAGUGGUAGCAGUGCCGGUUGUCGCUCUCCCCAGUCAGCCUGCACUGAGGUGCAGAUCGAGGUGCUGCUCUUGUUGGUAACACACAAACACAAAGUCUUUGUAGUGAUAUCACCUCAGCAGCAGCAGGAAAAGAGAAGUGGCCCAAAUCUGGGGUUUUCAGCACACUCUGUGGUAUGUGGUGGCCGUACAUAUUCCAUAUAUAGAAGGAAAGCGUGCACAAUGCUUGUCCUGCGAGUCCAUUUAUCUUCAUUCUUGACUCUUCACCAAAAGCUCAUCUGAAAUCCUGUUGUUUCCCCCGUAAAAGGCAAUUUCCUUAUAGAAAUCUUCUAACUGAGCAAAGUUUAGAGCAGUUUUGGGAUUGUUUCCCAUCUCUGUAAAUAUGACCAUAGGGGUCUCUUGAAAGAGAAUUGCUAAGAAUUUCCAACUGGACUAUGUAAUCACAGCUCCUGGUAUCAAGAGGAGGGGGAGUGACAUGAAAUCACUGACUUGUGACAUACAUUCCUCAGCAACAGCAGCUGCUGCCUAAUGACAGCUAAUAAAGGGAAUCUUCCCUUGACAGAGCUGCAUGCCUACAGUGGGACUGGAAUGUGCCCAAGAUAAACCCACUGAUAACCUAGGGAGCAGGGAUCACCCAAAGAGUAUAAAAGACAAGCUUCAGAAGAGAGACAACAGGACAAAGAAGAGAGAGACUUGAAGGGACAUCUCAGAAGAAACAGCUUGAACUUCCCUACUCCCAGCCAAGUCAGCGCCAUGGACACUAAAGGCUCAUUUCUCUAUGGCUUCCUCUUGCUGCUGCUCAUCCAGCUCCAGGCCAGCAGAGCCAACCCAAUCUACAGCCUCAGCCCUGCCAAAGAACUGGCCAGCAUGGAGGCUCUGCUGGAGAGACUGGAGGAUAAGUUUGCAAUGAUGGAAGCCCUGGAGUCCAAUCCUGACCUGCAACAACCCAAAAUCCAGGAGGAGAUCCCGUCGGAACUCGUUGAUGACAAUGACAACCAGAACGCUGAAGCCAGGCUUGCACCCAACACCCCUCUGUCCUACAGGGACCCCUUCCUCAAGAGACUGAGGGGGCUGCAAAUGCCCAGGAUGAUGAGAGAUUCUGGCUGUUUUGGGAGGAGGAUCGAUCGGAUCGGCUCCCUCAGUGGGAUGGGAUGCAAUGGUGAGUCCUGUUAAACCAUUUCACUGAACAGCACAGACCCUGCCCCUGCCACGGGACAGGGAAGGAGCAGCUUCUCAUUUAAGUCUUUUAAAAGAUACAGUUUGAGAAUGGAAUUAAUUUGAGCCUAGUAUUUAAGCUAGUAUUGGUUUUUCAAAAGCACUGCUGACAAUGGUGACAUGUACCAAGACAAAACCAGAUUCUAGUGACAUUUAUUUCAUGUUUGGUUUGCAGGUUCCCGGAGAAAUUAGGAUGAACCUCCCUAUCCCCUGCUCUGAAGAAUGCUUUACAGAACCCCUUCCUCCCAAGAUGAA